Molecule: messenger RNA, 645 nt
Organism: Lathyrus sativus (Indian pea)
Lineage: Eukaryota; Viridiplantae; Streptophyta; Magnoliopsida; Fabales; Fabaceae
Source: the annotation of a GenBank genome assembly
AUGGGAUUGUGUGAUGUUCCAGUUAUCGCGGGGAAGUUCACUUGGUUUAGGUCGGACGGUUCAGCAAUGAGCAGACAUGAUAGAUUUCUUUUGUCAGAUGGUUUAGUGCAACUUUGGAAUGUUGCGAAUCAAGCUAUUGGUAACAGAGACUUAUCGGCCCAUUGCCCGAUUUGGGCUUGGAUUGAGCUGAAGAUUUUGGGGUCACCAAGUUUUAUUUUGAAAGAGAAAUUGAAAUGUUUGAAAGUUCGCUUAAAAAUUUGGAACAAAGAAGUGUUUGGAAUUCUUGACUUAGAUGUGGAUAUAGCAGUGAAGUCUCUUAAGAAGUUGGAUACUGUUGCGAGUUUGUCUGGUUUUUGUAACUCUUUGAGCACUGCAAUGGAGGAAGCGAUUUCUCUUGUUUGGCAAACCAUGAACUACAGGGAGAGUAUUCUUCGGCAAAAAUCGAGGCACCAUUGGUUUAGAGAAGGGGAUGUCAAUUCCAGGUUUUUCCAUAAGUGUAUGAAACAAAGGUUUAGGCAUAAUUGCAUUUCGGUGCUGCACACUGCUACAAGCUGGAAGAAGAGUGCAGAGGAGAUUAAGAAGGAAGUCCUUGACCAUUUUCAGACUGUUUUUUCUGAACCAGUUCCUAGGAGGCCUUUUCUUUAG